UGCUCUUGUCCUGCAGAAAAUCGAAAUAAACAUGACUCAUGGAGCACGAAUGUUGUAUGCGCCUUUGGUCGAAUAUAUACCAUAUGCCUGUAUAUUCUCGACCAUAUCAAGGUGAAAUAUACCACUUUCUAAUAUUUUAGACCUUACGAAAGUCGAGUAUACCCAUACUCCUGUGUAUUUGACAAUACCAAGGUCGAGUAUACCAUAUUCCGGUAUAUUCAACUUCACGAAGGUCGAAUAUACCAUAUUCAACUUUACCAAGGUCGAAUAUACUAUAUUAUAUUCAACUUUACCAAAGGUAGAAUAUACCAUAGAUAAUUUCACGUCUUUGCGCGUUCUUAAAUCUCUAUUAAAUCUCCAAUCGCUAUGUUUAACUCAUUUCGCAAAUAUUUUUAAACACUCCCACAGUUUGUCUCCAAAAUUACACCUUACACACUUGAAUCUCCAAUAAAUUCCGACAUUUUCCAUUAACGUAGGCGCGGUCCUUUCUCAUCUUGCAAAAUAUUUACAUUGCAAAGGUUGCAAAAUAUCCGCAAUUGGAACUUGGAAGAUCCGACUCAGACCACGGAAGCAAACAUUGUACUAAUCAUUAAAAGCAUUUUACAUCAGUCUAGCAACUAAUAAAAUGGCUUUCUUUUGCAUCAGAAAAUUCCUCGGUGUGCUAACAUUGUCUAAUAUUAUUUGGAUACUUGCUACAAUCACGACAGUACGAGGUAGGAGAUUGCCUGGACUACGUUUUACCACUGAACCCAAGGAUACUGCAGCCGUUGUUGGUUCAACCGUGGAACUGAAGUGUGACGCUGUGUUUGGAUUCAACGUAGAACCUGAAUUAAGUUGGGUCUUCAAUGGUUCUAAAGUAGUUCUAUCAAAUCUUGUUUUAAGCAAGACGCUUGAUUAUAAUUUUUCUCAAAAGAAGCGAGGUAACUUAAGGAUAGAGAAUAUCAGUGACGAGGCAUAUGGAGUGUAUCAAUGUGUCGCAAUGGCGAGCACUGGUUCCAUCAUCAGCAGAAAAGCACGAGUUAGAAAGUCGUAUUUACGCAUGAUACCUAAUCAAUCUUCAAAGAGAAUCGUGUGUAGUGGAAGUCACCCAUGUAUUCUCAGACCUCCAGACGUGGUCAGUUUUCCUGAGCCAAGUUUUGCUUGGAAAUUUCGCAGACACGCAAACGAAAGUUUCAUUAAGAUCGAGAACAGCCAUGACAGGUCUGCCGAGUUUGUCGUUUCCCUCGAUGGUGUGCUCGUUAUUCUUGAGGUAAACCAGAGCAGACAAGGAGAGUAUAAUUGUACGGUAACCAACGGUGUUGAAACUGUGAACAAGGUUUAUGAUGUUGUUGUUGAUGGAACAAACGAAACCAACAAGCAUCCUCGACUUUCUAUUUUGAUCAAACCACAAAACAUUACAGUUGUUGCUUCGUCAUCUGCAUCGUUUGACUGCAUUUCCAGUGAAAAAAAUGCGCAAGUGAAAUGGUUGAAAGGAAAGACGCCGAUUGGCCCUGGGGAAAAGUUCGACAUUUCAUCACCACACAGACUGACUGUUAAGAAAGUCUCUUUGGAGGACGAAGGAUGGUACACGUGUAUAAUUUCUAAUAUUUCUCAGAAAGCGUACCUGGAUGUCAGAGGCGCUGUGAAAUUGACUGGAUUUCCACACAGGAAAGAAGUAUUGUGGAAUGAAAUCUUGAUUUUAAAAUCAACCGCGAAUGACGGUGAAAUUGAGUGGUAUUUUAAUGCAAAACCAAUCCAUUCGUUCAAUGGGAGGAGAUCAUCAAAUACCUAUAAUAUCACUAGGCAUACGACAAGAAAUGGAAAUGAAAUCGUGACAGAUAAGCAGACGUUAAGAGUUCGAGGAAUAUCCAAGAAUCAAAGUGGCAUUUAUCAAGUUCUAGCAAAUGGAUUUCAAAGCCAAGACUUAAAACAUACUGAGGUCACCUUUUAUGAUUGUGGUGGAAAACUAACGACAGAUUAUGGUUCAAUCAGUUCACCAAACUCAUCAGAACCACAUCUCUUCGACAGGGAAUGUGUAUGGGUUAUAAAACCUGAACGUAAACGAACAAAGUCGAUAUUAUAUCUGGAAAUUCUCCACUUCGACGGUGAUAAAAAUUCCUUUAAGGCUUGUCUCGAAAUUAGAAGUGGCGAGACAGCCGAUUCAAGUAUAUUACCAAGUUAUGCAAUUCAGACACCGAUUAGUUCUGGACUGGAUGGCGUGUUUGCAUUCAGAUUAGUUUUCAAAUUUCAUGCUUCUGGUAAAAGAUGUUAUGGAUUUAAUGCAACAUACUGGGUUAAGGAACCCACCACUCCAUCGAUAACUGAAUCAACUUCCCAGCCAACAGAGCCUCAAACAAGCGAGACUGAGACAGCAUUUACAACGAAAGCAAUAUCCAAAAUAAUAACAGACACUGUAGGAACUGAAACUUCUAAAAAGACUCCCACGAAUCGAAUAUCCACAAAAGAAACUCAUACAACAGAAAAAGAAAGUGAAGCAGGGAACGUAGAGAAAAGUUCACUAAAGAAUAAUAGUAUGAUAUUGAGCAAUUUAUAUCGGAUUGUUUUCGCUUUAAUACAUCUUCCUAUAUCUGAAUGA
Molecule: messenger RNA, 2575 nt
Organism: Dendronephthya gigantea
Lineage: Eukaryota; Metazoa; Cnidaria; Anthozoa; Malacalcyonacea; Nephtheidae
Product: contactin-3-like
Exons: 9
Coding region: 626-2575 (649 amino acids)
Biological process (GO): cell-cell adhesion
Source: RefSeq, a predicted model, not a curated record